Messenger RNA from Pelagomonas calceolata, 558 nucleotides. The record is from the annotation of a GenBank genome assembly. NCBI's taxonomy places the organism in Eukaryota, Pelagophyceae, Pelagomonadales, Pelagomonadaceae.
ACCUCCGCCACUCAAGCGCCACGCGCUUUCUGCGCUCAACUGGCCGCACCACUCCCCGUGCGAGGCUGCGCAGGGGUGAACCAACUUGAGCGCGCACCUCUCCGCGUGCCUGGACCCAUCGCUGGGGCAGCCCCGCCGCCUCGGACCCCAAACCCCAAGGACCACACUGUGGACAAGGCCAUGUUUUGCAGCUGUUCGCCCACCGCGAAGGAGGCUGCCCCCGCUCCGCCGCCGCCGAGGCCACCGCGAACGCCGGCGGUACCUUCUGAGGCCGCGCGCGUCGCCGCGGCGCUCUCGGGAGUACCGUACGCGACAGCAGCGACGCCGUCGACCAAGGAGUCGAGCUCGAGCAUGGAGUGCUACGACGAGGGCACCCCAACCGCCGCGCCGCGAGAAGCGAGGCACGCGCCGUUUCGACCGGCCCUACCGACUCAUCACUUGAACGACCCGCUUUCGUUUGAAGAGCAUGGCGUCCCCGAGGACGACCGGCGCGGGGAGUCGGUGCUGUAGCAGGGGUACGGUGUGUAUAGAAUUUUGGUUGUUAUAGAAUGUACACAC